Molecule: messenger RNA, 814 nt
Organism: Caenorhabditis angaria
Lineage: Eukaryota; Metazoa; Nematoda; Chromadorea; Rhabditida; Rhabditidae
Source: the annotation of a GenBank genome assembly
AUGUUUUAUCUGCUUAUUCAUCUGAUAUCAAUUGUAUUCGCUUCUGAAAAAGUCAGCAUUUCUAUAACAGAUUAUUGUGAAUCGGAAAAAUUUUCGGAUUGGAUUGUUCGUGAAUUUAAGCUUGACAAGUUUCCAACUAAAGUGUAUUGUGAGUUUUCUUUUCUGUAUGGGUUUUUUUUUGGAAUUUAGAGAACUUUCUACCGCUUUAACUAUUAAUUUGAACUCCGCCCAUUUUUCUGAAAGCUAGCUCAAUACAGUUAUUUCAGUAUCAUUCAACCAUUGUUGUGCAGUUCAUGAUGAUUGUUACCAUCAAUCUCUCGGCAAAGAAUGGUGUGAUAAAAAUUUCGAAAGAUGUUCUUCACUCAUGAUUGAACAGGUCAAAAAGUAUUCAAUACUUUCUAACUCGCGUAUUUCAAGAUUCGGAACACUUCAAAAAACUACUCAUUUCUCGAAGGAACAUUAUAAUCCUCAAAAAUCAGAUAAUGAUGAAUAUGCUCCGGUAAGUUAUCGAAAAAUUGGGAAGAUUUAUCCAGUAUUAUUCAAAUAUUGUCGGACACAAAUUUCAACUUUCUCAAGUUGUGCAUUUCGUUUCGAUGAAUGUGUUUUUGAAGAUAUCGUGCCAAUAGCACAUUGCAAAAUAUAUCUCGAUUUUUGUUUGCAUUCUUCGAGAGAACAAAGAGAUCAAGAUUAUGCGUGUGAUUGUGCAGUUCGUGCUGUUCAACUAUCAAUUGAUGUCCCUGCAAAUUUGCCAUCAAACAAUCAAUCAAUUGUUAGGGAAAAUAGUAUGAGUUUUGGACUUUUGGAAUUUGCCUAA